CUUCUCGCACGCUGAGAGACAAGUACGGUAGCUCUUUCUUUAUCUUUAUUUCAACUGGAAAGCGUGUUUUUUCAGAGGACAAUAUUCAGCCGAAAUGGAGAUCUUGGAUUACUGUUGUUAUUGUUUUUAUCACUGACUGAUUGACUUAUCGGCACAAAACUUUUUUGUUGGUUAUCGUGCGAGGAGCUGCCACGAUGGCGGCUUUAAAGCCCAAGUUGAAAGUGCUGAAAAAGCGUCGCUCCAGUCUUUUUGCAACCAUAAAGCGGGAGAUUAGCUUCACGCAAAGCACUGAAGAACAGGAGCUUGAUUUCCCCUUUUCUCAGGACAGCUCUGUGAAAGCAUGGACAUCUAUGGACAACCUUGAUGCAACUGCUGAGAAAAAGAACGCAAGGAAAGAUCAGAAAAAAUAUCCGUCAAACCCAAGGAAAUCAAACGUUGUCAACCUCAAUGUAGGCGGAAAGGUGUUUCACAUCCCGAUUAAACUGGUCCUCAAACACCCAAAAACAAGGAUUGGAGUCCUUGCCCUCUGUAAUGAUCCGGUCAAGCGUCUGACGCUCUGUGACGAUUACAACGUUCAGACCGACGAGUUCUUUUUUGACAGAGACCCCAGGUUUUUCCACUACAUCUUCCAUUUUUAUUGCAGUAGUGUCCUGUGGGUGAUGGACAGUCUCUGCCCAAUCAACUUUGAGCAGGAGAUGUCGUUCUGGGGGUUGAAACUGAAGGACACUCCAAGGUGCUGCCGCAUUCUGUUCGAGGAGAAAGUGGACGACAUCAGAGACCAACUGAAGGUGAACCAGGAGUUGAUCGAUGAGAUCAAGCCCGACCAGGAUGGCGAGGCACACAAGAAAAUGUUUCUCGGAGGCUUACGGAAGAUCCUCUGGGACUUGAUGGAGAAUCCUUACUCCUCACUGUCAGCCAAAGCCUUUGCCGUGUUUUCCAGUCUCUUUGUGCUCAUUUCUAUCGUUGCCAUGACAAUGAAUACAGUGAACGAACUCAGGCAGUACAAACUUGGUGGCAAAACCUACAUGGAGUGGAUAGAGGUGGCCUCCAUCCUUUUCUUCACCUUGGAGUACUUUUUGCGGUUACUCACCACAUCCAACAUCAAACAUUUUGUGAGGAGCGCCCUCAACUUUGUUGACGUGGUGGCCGUGAUGCCCUACUUCCUCCAGAUCAUUUUUGAGACGUUUGUUAUGGAUUCAGAAGACGUCGGUGCAAAGGAAGAUUUGAAGGCCAUGGCGAGGGUCAGUAAAGUCAGCAAGGUGCUCAAGGUCGUCAAGUUGAUGCGCAUCUUCCGCAUCUUGAAGCUUGCCCGUCACUCCACGGGCAUGAGGGCAUUUGGUUUUACCAUCCGACAGUGCUCUGAGCAGGUGUGCUGUCUGUUUCUGUUCAUUGCCAUGGGCAUCUUCACCUUCUCUGCUCUGAUGCACUCUGUGGAGAUGGACCAGCCUGGAACACCAUUCAGCAGCAUACCAGAUGCCUGGUGGUGGGCUGCGGUGAGCAUCUCCACUGUAGGCUAUGGCGACGUCGUCCCCAUCUCCUAUCUCGGCCGCUGUGUGGCGUUCGGCUGCAUCUCUUUCGGCAUCAUCCUCAACGGCAUGCCCAUCUCCAUCCUGUUCAACAAGUUCUCUGACUACUACGCCAAACUGAAGGAACAGGAGUACACGUAUUCAAACGUCGAGCGCACCUUCCAGCUCAAGGCACGUCUGAGGCGCAAAUUUGACACCUGUUUCACGCCCCAGCCAGAUUUUGAUGACGAGAUACACUAUUGGCCCAGUGGAAGGCACAGUGAUUCCGAGAGCGAGGAUUCUGCUUCCCAAUAGUUGCAAGCUCGCUCACCCUAAAUGGCCUUAUGGGUCUAGAAAUUGUAAGACCCCAUCUGCCUCCAACUCUGAGCCUAUGUGAUAAACAAUCUAGGGGAGGGGGCAGCAGCAAGUUGAGAUCAGCUUUAAGCUUCAGCUUUGCAGUAGGUGCUGUGUGCACGCUAUGGGUGAUGAUGACUCCUCUGUCAAAUGGACAAAAUGCUUCCACUGGACAGCUUGUUGUCUGUUUCCAAGAAUAGCACUCAGCCGCUACUAAUUCCGGCUGAACUGAAAAAGAUGCUUGACACAAGGAGGUCAAGCAGUAACAUUAUUAAAGAAGUGAUGUCAAUCACUCUAACUUGA
This is a messenger RNA of Sebastes umbrosus (honeycomb rockfish), 2162 nucleotides long. RefSeq names its product potassium voltage-gated channel subfamily V member 2. The transcript has 4 exons. Gene Ontology annotation, cellular component: voltage-gated potassium channel complex; membrane. NCBI's taxonomy places the organism in Eukaryota, Metazoa, Chordata, Actinopteri, Perciformes, Sebastidae. The record is from RefSeq and is a predicted model, not a curated record. Gene Ontology annotation, molecular function: delayed rectifier potassium channel activity. The coding region runs from base 195 to 1820 and encodes 541 amino acids. Gene Ontology annotation, biological process: potassium ion transmembrane transport; protein homooligomerization.